AUGGCUCCCACAGCAGUCUUCGAUUCUCCUAGCCACACCGUCAGCGCCCAAAUCGCUGACCUCAAGGCUCGAGCCGCCAGCAAGAGUCUGAACGGUGUUGAAGCAAAGGUUGUUGACGGCAAGGUCGAAGUUCAGCACUCCCCGUCGCCACUUGCCGAUGAUUACAUGUAUGACUUCCAGUACAACCACAGUCUUCCCACACACGACGCCCUCGGUGUUGCCAUUGCGGAGGAUGUCGAUGCCACCAAGGUCGCCAAUGACCUUGUAGCUCAGCUUUCAAAUUUCCUGGGCAACGGCAGAGCCCAGGAGUUCGCAGAUCUCUUCAUCGAAUACGGUGUCUGGCGUGACAAGCUCACCUUCACAUGGGACUACCGAACCUUUAACUUCCGCGAGAACAUCGCCAAAGCCGCUAGGGAUCUGCUCCCCAUCACCCACUGCAGAGACUUCCAAUUCAUAACCCCCCUUCCCAACAUUCAGAGGCCGUACCCCGACCUUUCAUAUUUACAAUUUGCGGUGUCUUUCGACACUGAGGUGGCCAACUCCCAUGCAGUGAUCCACGCCGUUCAGACCACCGAGGGCUGGCGCCUGUGGACUGUACACACGGUCAUAGAGAGUCUCCUCCAGUUCCCACCAGUCGGGCCUAGAGAUGGUCACCAGACCGGUCCCAUCAGCUGGGAGAAGCAACGUGAGAAGGACGAUGAAGAAGUCGUACCAGACGUUGUAAUUGUCGGUGGUGGUCAGAACGGUUUGAUGCUCGCCGCCCACCUCAAAGCACUGGGUGUCCCCGCUCUGAUCAUCGAGAAAUCCGACAUUAUUGGCGAAAUCUGGAGGAAGCGCUAUGAAUACCUCUCUCUUCACUUCCCUCACUGGGCCGACCAUUUCCCAUAUUUCCCUUAUCCCGAACAGUGGCCCACCUAUACUCCUGCCCAAAAGAUGGGUCUCUUCAUGGAAUGGUACGCGUCCGCCCUGGAACUCCACGUCUGGACCAGCUCUACAGUUGUGAAGGCCGACCAGGAUGCGUCUGGUAAAUGGACAGUGCAAGUUAACAAGGGUGGCAAAGAGACUCGGACCCUCAAGCCCAAGCACCUCGUUAUGGCCACGUCCCUCUGUGGAGUCCCAACCACCCCCGUCAUCCCCGGCAUGACUGAAUGGAAGGGUGGUGUCUACCGUCACUCCACCACCCACGAUUCAUCUCGUGAAUGGGUCGGUAAGCGAGUCCUCGUUGUCGGAACCUCGUCUUCUGGUAUGGAUACUGCCUACGACUGUGCCCGACGGGAUAUCGACGUUACCCUCCUACAGCGGUCCCCUACUUAUGUCAUGUCCCUGACCCACUCCGUACCUCGGGCUAUCGGCGGCUACACCCCCAAGAACGGAAUUCGGCCAGAUAUCGAGGAGGCUGACCGUGUGGCCUUCGCUACACCCACUGGCCCAGGCGAAGAGCUCGGCAGGCGGAACGCUGAGGUCUUGGAGAAGCUUGACAAGGACCUUCUUGACGGCCUCCACGCCAAAGGUUUCCAGACCUACCGGGGCCAACGGGGUACUGGUAACACCACUCUUGGCUCCACCCGAAACGGUGGCUUCUAUUUUGAGGCCGGAGCAUGCGAGCAGAUUAUCAACGGCAAGAUCAAGAUGGCGCAAGGCUAUAUCGAGAGGUUUACGGAGGACAAGGUUAUUCUUUCUGGUGGCCGCGAGGAACACUACGACCUUAUCGUGUUCGCCACCGGCUUCUCCAACACUAUCGAUUCUGUGCGGAACACCCUGAGUGACGCUAUUGCGGACCAAUGUGGCCCUAUCUGGGGCAUCGAUGAGGAAGGCGAGCUGAAGUCGGCAUACAAGGAGUCCGGUGUGCCGAAUCUGUGGGUCAUGGUAGGAUAUCUGCCGUUCUCGAGAUUCCACUCAAAGAGAGUCGCACAGCGACUCAAGGCGCUCCUCGAGGGUGUAGCCCGUGCCCCUUACAAAGGAUGA
Molecule: messenger RNA, 1965 nt
Organism: Diaporthe amygdali
Lineage: Eukaryota; Fungi; Ascomycota; Sordariomycetes; Diaporthales; Diaporthaceae
Exons: 3
Coding region: 1-1965 (654 amino acids)
Molecular function (GO): flavin adenine dinucleotide binding; monooxygenase activity
Source: RefSeq, a predicted model, not a curated record